GCCCAGCUACCCGGGGAACCAAGUAGCAAAAUCCUCCCGCGCUCCUAGAGAGGACCCGGAAGCUCAGCGCAAUCCCGGAAGACGAGGUACUGACACACUUCCGGCCUUUGUGACUCAUUGUGUCUGUGUCGAAGCGUCGGGAGGGCCUAGGUCCUUGUGCAGCGCCCUUCGGCCGGUCUGAGCCCCAGAGGCGGCUCCCCUUUCUCUCCCAGCGCCCCAAGGCCGCUCCCGGGGCUCACGGAAUCAUACAGAAACAGAUAUCAGAGAACAUUUCCAAGGACAAAAAGAAGAGGACAGACUUUAUUUGGAUCAAGUCAGUUCUCUGAACCUGAAUGAUGACUGCUGAAUCAAGGGAAGCUACUGGUCUGUCCCCCCAGGCUGCCCAAGAGAAGGAUGGUAUCGUAAUAGUGAAGGUAGAAGAGGAAGAUGAGGAAGAACACAUGUGGGGGCAGGAUUCCAGCCUGCAGGAGACUCCUCCUCCUGACCCAGAGAUCUUCCGCCAACGUUUCAGGCACUUCUGUUAUCAGAACACUUUUGGGCCUCGAGAGGCUCUGAGUCGACUGAAGGAACUUUGUCAUCAGUGGCUUCGACCAGAGAUAAACACCAAGGAGCAGAUUCUGGAGCUGCUGGUGCUAGAGCAGUUCCUUUCCAUCCUGCCCAAGGAGCUUCAAGCCUGGCUGCAGGAAUACCGUCCCGAUAGUGGGGAGGAGGCUGUGACCCUUCUGGAAGAUUUGGAGCUUGAUUUAUCAGGACAGCAGGUCCCAGGUCAAGUGCAUGGACCUGAGAUGCUCGCAAGGGGGAUGGUGCCUCUGGAUCCUAUUCAGGAGUCCUCAAGCUUUGACCUUCAUCAUGAGGCCACCCAGUCCCAUUUCAAGCAUUCAUCUCGGAAACCCCGCCUCUUACAAUCACGGGCUCUCCCUGCCACCCACGUUCCUGCCCCUCAUCACGAGGGGAGUCCCAGAGACCAAACAAUGGCUUCUGCACUAUUCACGGCAGAUUCCCAGGCAAUGGUGAAGAUCGAGGACAUGGCUGUGUCCCUCAUCCUGGAGGAAUGGGGAUGCCAGAACCUGGCUCGGAGGAAUCUCAAUAGGGACAACAGGCAGGAGAAUUAUGGGAACGUGUUUUCCCAGGGUUGUGAAAGCAGGAAUGAGAAUGAGGAGUCGACUUCCAAGGCUGAAAUCACAAAAGACUCAGCAUCACGUGGGGAGACAAGAGGAAGAAUCCAGAAAGAUUUGGGAGAAAAACGUGAACAGCAGGGCAGAACAGCAGAAAGGCAGCAGAAGACUCCUGAGGAGAAAGCUGGAAAAGAAAAGAAAGAUUCAGGUCCAGCUACAGCCAAGGAAAAAAAAACAACCACAGGAGAGAGAGGACCCAGGGAGAAGGGUAAAGGAUUGGGAAGAAGCUUCAGCCUGAGUUCAAACUUUAACACCACUGAAGAAGUUCCGACAGGAACAAAGUCUCAUAGAUGUGAUGAAUGUGGUAAAUGCUUCACAAGGAGUUCAAGCCUUAUUCGCCAUAAAAUCAUCCACACUGGAGAAAAGCCCUAUGAAUGCAGUGAGUGUGGGAAAGCCUUCAGUCUGAACUCAAACCUUGUCCUGCAUCAGAGAAUCCACACGGGGGAGAAACCUCAUGAAUGUAAUGAGUGCGGCAAAGCCUUCAGUCAUAGUUCAAAUCUCAUUCUGCAUCAGCGAAUUCACUCUGGAGAGAAACCUUAUGAAUGUAACGAGUGUGGGAAGGCCUUCAGCCAGAGCUCAGACCUUACAAAACAUCAGAGAAUCCACACGGGAGAGAAACCCUAUGAAUGUAGCGAAUGUGGAAAAGCUUUCAACCGAAACUCAUACCUUAUUUUGCAUCGGCGAAUUCACACCCGAGAAAAGCCCUAUAAGUGCACUAAGUGUGGCAAGGCCUUCACCCGGAGCUCGACCCUCACUCUGCAUCACAGAAUCCAUACCAGAGAGCGAGACACUGAGUACACCACAGCUUCUCUUGAUGCGUUUGGAGCAUUCCUGAAAAGCUGUGUGUAAAGUAAGAAUUUGCUGACAAGCCAUUUCCCCCUUUUGUUUCUAAAUUUAUUUCAGAGAUGUGUGCUCAUGGAAGGGAAUAAACAUCCUCAACAGACUUAAACACACACACCCACACACUUUUUAAGGAUCCUUAUAGUUAGAUUAGCAGUGUUCUACCUUUGCAUAGUCUGUGGGCAUAUAAUUCUUCCAUACAGCCCCUGUAGAGAAAAACUAGUCAUGAAUAAGCCACAUGAUAUUUCCUUAUGAGAUAAAAGCACACACAGCAAAAUGUCAUGCUUUUCAGUAAUGAGGAUACCUUUAAGGCGCUAUUGGACUCUCAGCAACUAUGAUACAGAAUUGAAAGAUUAAAAUUGGCUCUCUAAAAAUGAUACUUAGGUUAAAAGCUGCUUGCUGCAAACAAGCCCUGGUUGGCCAACAUCAUGCUGUACCUUAUUUCUCAAAAAGAGAGGGAUAGUUAAAACAAAAACUACAUUGGGACAUGCUGCUUGAACUAGUUAUAUAUAUAAGAUAUAUAUGAACACUGGUAGCCUACCAAAGCUAUAGAAAUCUAGGACUGUGCUGAUGAGUAUCAAACCAAAGAUUUCUAUCUCUUCCUGAAAGAGAGGGUAUGUGCACCAGUCUCCAGUUCCAAAGGACUGCCACAAAUGUAGAUGGUUUUAUCCUCAUCACUGAGAUAAAUUCUACUGAAAUGGCAACGAUUCAAAUACUUCUCUCCCUUCUGGAAGAAAUCCCUAAAGCACUAAUCACACUCUGAAAUGCAUUUCUCCAUAAGUUAGCACUUGAUUAUAUACCGUCUUGUGAUCCUUCAUUGUUUCAUGUAUGAAAUUUUUAAUCACCCACCUUCCCCCCCAAAAAAAGAGAUGCUUUGACAAGGGAUAUAUUUAUAUCCUUACAGCACUGGGCACAGUGCUGAACACAGAAGAAGCACUCAUUAUGCCUGACUUCUGACAGGACUUUUGCACUUACGAGAAAGCCCUGUGAAUCCUGAGUACCUGAAAUACAGUAGCCUGGCCAGCUUUUGAAGAGGACAUGCAGAGCCUGAGGCAUGCUAAAGCUCCAGGGUCUUAUGCUAUUUUUGUCCUAAACAAAAGAAAGGCACCAUUGAGCCACCUGCAUAGACUUUCUAAACAUGGAUCAGUGAGUAAAUACCAUGGAAUGUCAGAAAUGACUCCACUAUCCCAUCUUAAGAAACAGACAAAAACUUACUAAGGCCAUGUUUUGACAUCUUUUUAUGACAAAGAUCUUAGCCAGAAUUUUCUUCAGUCAGCUGCUGAACAACUUGAUGAUUUGGGCACUUUCUGAAUCAUUUGUAACUUUAAAUAAUAGUUCAGACUACAUAUUUUUUGUUGCUUUUCAGAAAAAGGAAGAUGUAGGAAGCAUUUUCUCCCACACUUUCCAGAAACUUCACAAAAAGCAUUUGAUAUCAUUAGCUGGCCAUUACUAAAUGUAUUAGUUGCUCUGAGAAGUUUACCAACUUGCUAAGAUUUGGUUGGUUGUAUCAGAGUUGUACUACACAGUGUCUUUUCUCUUUCUCAUCACUAAAGACUGAGGUGGGGUUAUAAAAUUUGGAUCUUUUCUAUCAUCUGUGCAAGAAGAUGCAAUUGGCUGCCUGGAAGCCAAUGCCAGAGACUUUUCAGAUACACAUACAAGAAACCCAAGUGUCGGGGGCUACAUAGGUAGUCAUCAGGGACUCAGGUAGAGAUGACUGCUCAUGAGAGCAUGCAAAAGAUUGUAGACAGCUCUGCAGAAACCUAUGACACAAAAUAAGAACACACCUGAAGACUGUCCUCAUAACAGGAGACCCCCAAUAGAGAUUGAGAUUUUCCAUCAAGAAACAAAACUAAGACUCAUCAUUUUGCUGAUCAACAACUUGAGUCCAUGAGACAGCAUGGCUUUUUGGGGAGCCAAUGAGGUGGGGGCAGUUAUGGCCUCAGCUCCAGACCAAACUAAAAUCUGCACAGCAGUAAUUCUUUCACCUCUCUAUAACUUGGACCAACCACAGUUUCUCUAUAGUUUCUAAGCAGUUUCAUCAGUGUUGCCUGGGAAACUUCAAAGAAGUCAGCAGGUGACCAGAAUAUUUCUAUCCAUUCAAUUUAAGAAAAAUAGAAAAGAUACUCCAGAAACAUAUACCUAAGGAACGUUUUAUAGUAAAGUGAAAGUAGAAGAAAUGCUUCUAGAAUUUUCUUCACAAUGAACCACAGUGAUGGUUGCAUAGAAAACCGCUGGUGCUUUUGAGCAAAGACUUGCUGCUGGGAAGCAACUGAAAGCAGUGAGCUGCUUACCUCCAGAUACUGAUCAAAGCACUGACUACUCUUAAGAGGAAAAGAACUUCGGUUGGUUCUUCAUUGGCUUUUUUUUAGCCGGAACUACAUGCUGACAUAGCUCAGCCAU
Messenger RNA from Eptesicus fuscus (big brown bat), 4415 nucleotides. RefSeq names its product zinc finger with KRAB and SCAN domains 1 (gene ZKSCAN1). Gene Ontology annotation, biological process: regulation of transcription by RNA polymerase II. NCBI's taxonomy places the organism in Eukaryota, Metazoa, Chordata, Mammalia, Chiroptera, Vespertilionidae. The transcript is spliced from 6 exons. The coding region runs from base 333 to 2024 and encodes 563 amino acids. Gene Ontology annotation, molecular function: RNA polymerase II cis-regulatory region sequence-specific DNA binding; DNA-binding transcription factor activity, RNA polymerase II-specific. The record is from RefSeq and is a predicted model, not a curated record.